UUCUGGGUUCUGGGGGUUCGAGUGACCCCAGUGGCAGAUGCAACGGGGUUGUCUGCCCGUUAACCAACUCGGUAACUGCCCCAUAGCAGUCCCACUGUCAAAGGGACCAGUCGACCGAGUGAAUGUUAUUUUCUGCGUUACAAAAUUGCUAUUCACUGAAAUUUAAAAAUCCACUCCCAAAUCGCUCAUUGAUUAUUAUCAAAAUUUCUCGAAUAUCUCAUCGCUCGACUCCAAGUGUUCAUUUGGGCACUCGUAAAACAAUUUUUUUGAUCAUGCGAUCGAUUUUGGCAAACGUUCUAAAAUACCGCAGAAUUAUUUCCAUCCCUCUCAUUCGUUUCUAUUUUCCGUCCACGUCUGAAUUUUUAACCUACCAUAUUGCUAAGCUACACCGUAACAAUCAGAGAUGAUUAAGAAGUUGAUAAGAAUGAGAGGCGGCAUUGGGGAGAGGUAAACCAACUCAUUACCGCGUUGCCUUUGAAAACAAUACGAAAAUUUCAAAACGAAUAGUCAAUCAAUCGCGGUGCCUUGGCAUAAACCAAAUGCAAUUGACUCAAUUAACGAUUUAUCAAUCAUUCAAUUCGUAAUUAUUCGUCAAGUCAAUUAACGUAUUAGUUGAACGCAACGAAGUUAUUCCAAAUGAUCUUUUACGUCAAAGAAAUUUCAGUGAAGUAAACGAUUCAAUGAAAUUCUUUGAAUGGAUAAUUAACUAGGUAAAUUAACGAAUUAAUAAAAUUCCCAGCAACAAAACAAAUGAAAGAAAACUAUAAAAUCUUAGCCCCAUGUCCCCCACCUAAGAUGAUUUCCCCACAAACUCAGGACCAGAUCUACCUCCGUCUUCGCCGAAAUUAUUUAACAAUCUACCUGCUGGCUGCUCUGGUGGACUGGUUACAGGGGCCCUAUCUGUACACGAUCUACUCCUCGAGCUACACAAAACGCGAGAUCUGUUCUUUCUACAUAACUGGUUUCACCAGUAGUGGAUUUUUCGGUGUAUUCGUCGGUCACUUGGCCGACAGCUUCGGCAGAAAGAAAAUAUGUCUACUCUACUUCCUGUCGACGAUCCUCACAUGCUCCUGCACAAUCUCCAAAGACUGGUGGAUCCUGGUGCUGGGAAGGAUCUUCGGUGGUGUCUCCACAUCGAUCCUCUGCUCGACCUUCGAGUCCUGGUACGUGGGACAACACCUCUCGCGGUAUCACCUGGAGAAAGACCUGAUAAUCACGACCUUCGCCAAAUCAACGUUCCUCAACGGCUUGACAGCCAUCUUCAGUGGUUUUAUCGCUUCUCUGGUGGUCGACACCUUGGAAUACGGUCCAGCAACUCCAUUCAUCCUCUCCAUUCCCAUAUCCCUGAUCUCCGCCUGUCUCUGCAUCAUCCUCUGGACGGAGAACCUCAAGAUCCCCCCAGAAUCCACGUCCCAGGAUUUCUUCAAAGCCCUCAAGAUCAUCCUCUCCAGGGAUAACAGAGCUCUCAUCUAUCUGGGGCUCGUCCAGAUAAUCUUCGAGACAGUGAUGUACGUCUUCGUGUUCCUGUGGACUCCUGUGCUUGCGCCCAUCAACCCCAGCUUCGGCUUUGUCUUCGGGCUCUUCAUGGUUUCCAUAGGGAUUGGGAGUUUUCUCCAUUCCUUCCUCGGCGAAUAUUUUCGUGUUCCUGUGGAGAAUCUCCUCUGUUGGAGCGUUCUCCUCGGGUUAGCGAGCAUUCUGACUUGCACCCUGGGAGUACACCUUCAGGAGAAGGAAGGGGGCCUGUUUUUUGGGUCCUACCUCUGUUUAGGGGGUUUUUUGCUUUUCGAAAUUGCGGUGGGGGUGUAUUUUCCUGCCAUUGGGUACCUCAGGGGGAUCGUCGCACCUGAGGGCUUCAGGGCUAGUAUCGUUAACUGGCUCAGGCUUCCUUGCAAUUUUCUUGUUGUUAUAGUCUUGUUUUAUAUUAGGAUCGGAGACACUGAUAAUCAGCUAUUGUUUGCUAUCAGUGCUCUCGGUCUUAGUUUCACUGCCUUUUAUUCUUUUAAAUUUGUUAGACUGCAUUCGGACAAGAUUGACAGUCAGUUCAGCUCUUUAGCUAAAUAAAUAUUUAUUAUAGGACUAUGAAUAUUCGAAAUCUCGAAUAAUGUACAAGGAAUUGAAUUUUUAUAUUCAAUUAUUCUUUCAAUGAGGGACUAUUCCUCCUUCACGGACACAUUUUGAGAUACAAAAGACUAAUUUUCGGGUUCAUACCCAAUGGACUGUUGAAUGGCCUUACUAGAUUAGACAAAAGAAUCUGGAGUACUCCAACUUUAAAUACUCUGGGUCUUGAAUUGUUACCUGCACCUUACGAAUUUCAUUUCGCAUGAAGAGAAUUAUGAACAAAUAAAUUCAUAUACAGAUUUAUUGCAGCGAGAAUUGAAAUGUGAUUAUCGAUGAGAGUAUUCGCACUGUUGAAUAAUUAUCGCACAGACUGCGUUAUUUUUGUGAACUUUACGCACAAUAAAUAAUUAUGUGAUUGAAAUUAA
Molecule: messenger RNA, 2483 nt
Organism: Fopius arisanus
Lineage: Eukaryota; Metazoa; Arthropoda; Insecta; Hymenoptera; Braconidae
Product: molybdate-anion transporter-like
Exons: 2
Coding region: 751-2061 (436 amino acids)
Biological process (GO): molybdate ion transport
Cellular component (GO): membrane
Molecular function (GO): molybdate ion transmembrane transporter activity
Source: RefSeq, a predicted model, not a curated record